UUUUUUUAAUUAAAUUCAGAUAAUGGAAGAAAGAAAAACCUAUCGGAAUCACACGAUUUGAUUCGAUUCGAAGAUGAGCUUCUCAAGCAUCAGUAAAGGAGCCAUGGCUUCCACAUGUUCGCCGCCGGUACUGCAAGUUCUCUCAGUACGCUGCCAGCGCAAUGCACAGCCGUGCUCGUUGAAACCGGAGUCUACUAAACCUUCGCCGGUGAUCGGCACGAACAGACGGCAGCUGCUUUUUUUGGUGACGGCGGCGACAGCGCUGACGGCAAAAGAAUCGGGUUCAAAUGCAGAGGAUAUCCCGUUGUUUGGCCUGAGGAAGAAGCUAAGAAGCGCAGAGGAGGAGGCGGUGGAAAUCGUGAAGGAAGGGUUCGAAGCAGCGGAGAAGGGGCUGGUGACAGCAGAGCGAGGGAUAAAAACAGUGGAGAGAGGGAUCGAAAGUGCGGAGAAGGGGCUGGAAUCAGCGGAGAAAGGAGUGGAAGCGGCGGUGAGUUUUGGAGGGCUAGCGCAGGCUGGAGUGGUGGCGGGAGCGGAGGUACUUGGAGUAGUGGUGGCUACUUCGGUUGUGAACGGAAUUUUGGGGCCAGAAAGCUAGAAAUCUUUUGAGUGCUGAAAUUUCGUCUCUAUAUUGUAUUUUUAUGUAUCAUAUUCUCAUUCUAGUUAAUGAAGUUGUUCUUCAUUUCAAGACCAGUGGCUAGUUUUGCUUUUGCUUAUUAUAUUAAAUCAAAGUACUCUAU
Molecule: messenger RNA, 737 nt
Organism: Rubroshorea leprosula
Lineage: Eukaryota; Viridiplantae; Streptophyta; Magnoliopsida; Malvales; Dipterocarpaceae
Source: the annotation of a GenBank genome assembly